UGUUAACAGGGGUGACGUAGCGUUCAUUUUUUCUGUGUUUUCUCGAGUAAUAAGCGUUUCCCUAUGCUUCGUCCCAAUUGGCUGUGAAGUUGCCGACUUUGCUAUAUUCUAGCCGGCCAUAGAGGACGCCUUCUUAUCCCGCAAUUGCUUUCCUCACCAAUUCUCGCUUUCGCAGGUUCUUCCAAAAUGAGAGUUAGCGCAGCAGACGCUUUCACUUGCAGGCUUGUACUUCAUAUUUCUACUCGUUCAAGAUAAUUGUUUUUCUGAUCAAUUUGUCGAUUGUUGAGCAAAACUGCACUUUUUUAAAACUCUAUGGAGUCGAAGUCACAGUCCAGAUUUAGCCUCGGCAGGCAAUCUUCUCUUGCGCCGGAGAAUGAAGGCGACGGACGCGGCGUGGAUCCCGUUGUCCACGAUGAAGCUGAAGCAGGCAUUGAUUCGGGGAUAAGGUUGAUGUAUUCCGCUAACGAGGGGGAUUUGGAGGGAAUGAAGGAGCUUUUGGAAUCCGGAACCGGUGCCAAUUUUCGUGAUAUUGACGGACGGACUGCGUUGCAUGUGGCCGCCUGCCAGGGCCGUAAGGAUGUGGUGGAGCUGCUGCUAGGCAAUGGCGCCCAGGUCAAUGUUGAGGAUCGAUGGGGCAGCACGCCUCUUGCAGAUGCAGUGCACUACAAUAAUAAUGAUGUUGUCAAGCUCCUGGAGGCAUAUGGAGCAAAACAUCCUAUGGCUCCCAUGCAUGUGCAAAAUGCUCGUGAAAUUCCGGAGUAUGAAAUUAAUCCACAUGAGCUUGAUUUCAGUAAUAGUGUGGGUAUAACAAAGGGUACAUUUUGCAUUGCUUCAUGGGGGGGAACUCAGGUUGCUGUCAAGAAAUUUGGCGAGGAGCUCUUCAUGGAUGAAGAAAAAGUGCAAGCAUUUAGGGAUGAGCUUGCAUUACUGCAGAAGCUACGCCACCCAAAUGUUGUACAAUUUCUUGGUGCCGUUACUCAAAGUAGUCCAAUGAUGAUUGUUACAGAAUAUUUACCUAAGGGAGAUCUUCGUGCAUUCUUGAAGCGAAAAGGUGCACUGAAGCCCAUAAUGGCUGUCAAGUAUGCACUGGAUAUUGCAAGAGGCAUGAACUACUUGCAUGAAAAUAAACCUGAAGCAAUCAUCCAUAGAGACCUGGAGCCUACAAAUAUACUACGGGAUGACUCGGGACUUCUAAAGGUUGCUGAUUUUGGACUAAGCAAACUUAUGAAAUUUACAAAAGCAAUAAAAGAAGAUAAGCCUUUGACAAGCCAGGAGACUUCUUGGCGAUACGUAGCUCCAGAAGUUCUUAAGAAUGAAGAAUAUGAUACCAAGGUUGAUGUUUUCUCAUUUGCACUAAUUCUGCAAGAGAUGAUUGAAGGCUGCCCACCUUACGCAACAAAGCCAGAAAUUGAUGUUGCCAAAGCAUACGCUGUCAAUGAACGCCCACCCUUUAGGGCUCCAGUGAAGCUUUAUGCUCAUGGACUCAAAGAGUUAAUUGAGGAUUGUUGGAGUGAGAUGCCCUCUAGGAGACCAACUUUCAGGGAAAUAAUUUCCAGGUUGGAAGAAAUUCAUUACAUUCUUACUCGUGCAAGACGUUGGAAGACAGACAAGUAAGUUCCUGUGAAACAACAUUCGAGAGAUGUGAUGAUAAUUAGUUGAAUUUGGAGAGAGGGGUGCCAAAUUAAAUUUAGGCCCGUUUCUGAUUAGUAGUGCUAAGCAGCUUGGAAAGGUUUACCUAGUAAUAAAACUCUUUCGCAAAGUUGUUCAUAAAAAAAAACAUUACCCUGCUACAUGUUUUGUUGCAUCAAAAUUUUCUUAACUUCCUUUGCAACAUGGACAUGCUUGUAUUUGAUAUUUGGGACUACGUGUGUAAUUUCAGGUCAGAGCACUCAGAUGUUUCCAGAAUUUUGAGGCUAUCCUUAAGAUUGAUCACUCUCAUUCAAAAAGUCGAUCAUCUCACUCAACUGCUUACAAUUAGUACAUACAUUGCAGCAAUAUGUAUUGCUGCUGCUUCUCUUUUAAAUCCAACACAGGGUCGAUUGUCUCAUUGUGGAUUAAUUCUUCAAUUCUUUUAAACACGAAAUGGCUUUUGCAUUAAUAAUAUUUUGGUGAAUGCGCCCAACAGUCCCUUACAUGCUAUUAUUCUCUCUAAUUUCUACCCGAGCUCUCAGAAACCGAACCAUAUACAUUUCUUCCCAACUAUACAUUUCUAGGAUUCAUUCUUGAACUGAAGGUCUAAAUUCUAUUUCUUCACUCGUUCCUUUCUCCUUGCCUCUAAUAAAGCCUGCAAAACAUGUCAAAGAGAUUACAAUACUAUGUCAGUCUUACUGAGCUCUAUAAUGUUUCCCCAAAGGUAUUGGAAUCUCAGUUUACCAUUUUGAUCACUUCGUCGAAUGCCUCCUGUCCAUUUCUAUCUAUAUAGUCCUUAACGUAUUUCUGCGCUUCAGGGCUCAUCAUCUCCAUGGCCUUUUCCCGUCUCUCUGGGAAGUUUGAGCUUAGCUUUGCCUCAACUUUUACGUAUCUCUUCACAUAGUUCUCGUAUAUGUAAGCUGCUCCAUUAAAAUUUGGUAGAACCAACCACAUACAGAACAAAAGCUUGGUGAAAGCCCAAAAUGGUAACC
Cuscuta epithymum is the source of this 2621-nucleotide messenger RNA. The record is from the annotation of a GenBank genome assembly. Lineage: Eukaryota; Viridiplantae; Streptophyta; Magnoliopsida; Solanales; Convolvulaceae.